AUGGCCCCUAUGAAAGCUCCGGGGCUGGAUGGUAUCACCGCCGGGGUGCUCAGGAAGGCCUUUGGCGUUAUAGGUACGCCGCUAACUAGUGUCCUGAGGGAGUUCCUUAGGAGGUCGGUCUUUCCGGAUUGCUGGAAGACCGCUGAGGUCGUAGUCAUCAGCAAAGGUCAAGAUAGGGACCCGAGUCUUCCUAAGUCAUACAGACCAGUCCGCUUGCUUUCGGCUCCAUCAAAGGUGCUGGAACGGCUAAGGGUGGACAGACUUGAAUAG
Molecule: messenger RNA, 270 nt
Organism: Macrosiphum euphorbiae (potato aphid)
Lineage: Eukaryota; Metazoa; Arthropoda; Insecta; Hemiptera; Aphididae
Source: the annotation of a GenBank genome assembly